UCUCGCUCUUGUGCUCUGGGAUGAAAAAGUGAAAAAGAAAAGGCUUUACUGACACCGGAAAUCCAGACUGUGUUACUCGAGUCUUUACUGCCGAAGCGAUAUCUGCGGCUUCCAUAGAGUUAUCUCUAUGUUAGCUGUUGUCAUCUCGUUGGCGGGUUUGCCUGCGCGGAGGUUGUCGGGAAAGAAGUGGUCUGCGCGCUGCGUGCGUCGAGCAGCGAAAGGGUUCGCGGGCUGCCGGCGGGUGAGAAAAAACUGAGGCGGACGGAGCGAGCGAGCCGGUGGGUGCCGCCGCCGCUGCCGCCGCCGUCUUAGCACAAUGGCGGGAGGAGGCAGCGCCGGCGAGUGGUGCCUCAUGGAGAGUGACCCAGGAGUGUUCACGGAGCUCAUCAAGGGGUUCGGCUGUAGGGGUGCACAAGUUGAAGAAAUAUGGAGUUUGGAGCCAGAGAAUUUUGAAAAAUUAAAGCCAGUUCAUGGGUUAAUUUUUCUAUUCAAGUGGCAACCAGGAGAAGAACCAGCUGGCUCUGUUGUUCAGGAUUCCAGACUAGAUACAAUUUUUUUUGCUAAACAGGUAAUAAAUAAUGCUUGUGCAACUCAAGCCAUAGUAAGUGUACUACUAAACUGUACCCAUCAAGACGUCCAUUUAGGAGAAACACUAUCAGAAUUUAAAGAGUUCUCCCAAAGCUUUGAUGCAGCGAUGAAGGGCCUGGCAUUAAGUAACUCAGAAGUGAUUCGACAAGUUCACAACAGUUUUGCAAGACAACAAAUGUUUGAGUUUGAUGCAAAGUCAACAGCAAAAGAAGAAGAUGCUUUUCACUUUGUCAGCUAUGUUCCUGUAAAUGGAAGACUGUAUGAACUGGAUGGUCUAAGGGAAGGCCCGAUUGAUUUAGGAGUAUGCAAUCAAGAUAACUGGAUCAGCGCUGUAAGGCCUGUUAUAGAAAAACGAAUACAAAAGUACAGUGAAGGUGAGAUAAGGUUUAACUUGAUGGCAAUUGUCUCAGACAGAAAAAUGAUAUACGAACAGAAAAUUGCAGAGUUGCAGAGACAACUUGCUGAGGAAGAACCAAUGGAUACAGAUCAGAGCAGUAAUAUACUAAGCUCUAUUCAGUCAGAAGUUGCAAAAUAUCAGCUGCUAAUUGAUGAAGAAAACCAAAAGUUGAAGAGGUACAAGGGGGCUGUGCAACCUGAACCCUCCAACAAGAUUGAAAACAUUAGAAGAAAACAUAACUACCUGCCUUUCAUCAUGGAAUUACUAAAAACUUUAGCAGAACACCAACAAUUAAUCCCACUUGUAGAAAAGGCAAAAGAAAAACAGAAUGCUAAGAAAGCUCAAGAGGCCAAAUGAAGACUGUCUUUUGAAAGGGGAAAGUGUGCUUCUGAAAUUUUUUCCUCGUGAAAAUAGCACUGCAAGACUUCUUGUAACAUUUAAAUUUGUCCCAUGCACGUUUGCCGAUUGUAACAGUUUGUCCUGUACCAUUUGCACGGGGUCUAUAAAUCUCUUUCUCCCCUCCCCCGCAUCAUGUGCAUGUACCACUCAGUAAUGGUUUUUAGAGUCUCUGUCAAUUCCAGUAUGUAACAGUAAUAGCUGACCAAUUUGUCAUAUUUAAUCAGGAAAUGCAGCUGCAAUUUGUAUAGACCCACAUUUGUGCAAGCAAUGUAGAUCUUUUUACUGUAAUGAACAUAUUUAAAUAUCUUGUCUCGCAGUGAAGCCUUGGAUGUAUGCUUGACUUAUUUUUUAAAAAUAAGUUGGACUUCCUUUGCUUAUCACCACUAACUGUUUUAUCUCCGAGUCUUUCAGUGGGUUGCCCUGUGUUCUUGUUUUUAUGGAGUUGUGUCUAAAUUUUUUACAGAACUGAAAGUACAAAUGAAAUGGUAGAAUCACUUACAAAGACCAAUGGAUAAGCUUAAGAGUUUAUUGCUUUAGUAGAACAAAAAAUAAAUAUUCCCAUUUUUAUUUUGGCAAAUCUUGUGUGUUGCAGUAUCACCAUCCAUGGAUAAUGUGAUUAAUUUCUUUACACAGUCUGUUUUCUCAAGCUAUUUAUGCGACACCAAAAUUACAAAAGAGAGGUUGCAGUAUUUUCCAGUAGUUGUUGAGAUGUUUACUCACAAUAUGGGGUUCAGUUUUGUAGGGGGUUUUGACAAAUUUUUAAUCUACCGUGCUCUGGUGUACAUCAUCAUGUAUAUAUUUUCCUGAUAUUCUGAAUUAAACAAAUGCUCUAUUUUCAUCCUU
Messenger RNA from Hemicordylus capensis (graceful crag lizard), 2227 nucleotides. RefSeq names its product ubiquitin C-terminal hydrolase L5 (gene UCHL5). The transcript is spliced from 12 exons. The record is from RefSeq and is a predicted model, not a curated record. Gene Ontology annotation, cellular component: cytoplasm; Ino80 complex. Gene Ontology annotation, molecular function: proteasome binding; cysteine-type deubiquitinase activity. Bases 317 to 1342 code for a protein of 341 amino acids. NCBI's taxonomy places the organism in Eukaryota, Metazoa, Chordata, Lepidosauria, Squamata, Cordylidae. Gene Ontology annotation, biological process: protein deubiquitination; ubiquitin-dependent protein catabolic process.